AUGGAGGACCAAUUUAAUCAUAUGAAUGAAUUUUUCCAGUUUUUAUAUUCAGAUAAGAAGAAGGUAAAGAAUGAUGAUAUAGAGAAUAUUAAGAAUUAUAUGGAAGAUGUUAUAUUAAAUGAGAAAGAAAAGGAGGAAGAAUUUUAUGAGUGUGUUAAUUUGUUAUUUUUUACAAAUAAUAGGAGAUAUAUAAAAAGUCAUAUAAGUAUGUGUUUGUAUUAUUUGAGUAUGUUAGUAUAUAAUAUAAAUAAGGAAGAUGGAAAUGAUGAUAUGAUAAAAAAAAAGAUAUACACAUAUAUAUUAAAAAGAAUAGGAGAUGGAAAGAGUUUAAGUUAUUAUGAUAGAUGUAUAUUAUGUAAACGUUUUUUUAUAUUUUGUUCAAAUAAUAAUAAUAUUAUUGAAGAAUUAAAAGGAAAUAAAGAUUUUUAUUUAUUAUUUAGUAAUUGCUUAACCUUUUUAAAUAGUUUAUUUUAUACUGAUGAAAAAAUAAUAAAAUUAAAUAAAAAGUUCAAAAGAAUGAAAAAGGAUAUAAUAAAUAAGUUGGUUCAUAAUAUAUUAAGACAAAAUAUAUGUCAUUUGGAUGUAGAUAAAUCUAAUAAAAAACUAGUAAUAUUUAAUAAUAAUAAUAAUAAUAAUAAUAAUAGUAAUGAAAUUGCUAGUUAUAAUAUAAAUAAUACAUCUAACGAAUGUAAUGAAAAUUUAAAAUAUUUUGUGUCCAUUUUUAUCAACGAAACAUAUCGUUCCUAUUUAAUUAUCGAAUGUAUAAGUUUAUUUUUAUAUACUUAUGGUCACUUGUUAAAUGAUGAGAAAUAUAAAAUGUUAUGUAUUGAAAAUUUUGAGAACUUAUUUUUUCAAAAUUUAUUAAAUACUAAUAAAAGUAUUCCCAUUAAAUUUAUAAAAUGUUUUAAAUAUAUUUUUGAGCAUACAAGAAAUGAAAAUAUUUUUGAUUUAAUAUUAAAACAAUAUAAUAGAUAUGAUGAAAUAGCUUUAAUAAAUUCUUUGUCAUUUUAUUAUUAUAACAAGCAUUUAUUUAAUAAAAUACAUUUUUAUAAAUUGUUAGAUAUUGUUAUAAAUAUAAAGAAAAAAGAGAAAGAAAAGAAUAUUGAUGAUAGUGUUAAUAAUAUGAUAUAUUUUAUUUGUUUAUACAAACUUCAUCUACAUAAUGAACAUACAGGUGCAUUAAAGUAUUUAUUUGAAGAAAAUAAAAAAAUGAAUAUAAUAAAAUUUAAUGAGAAGAUAAUAUUUUUAAAAACUAUAAAAUUUUUAUUAUCAAAUGAGAAAAUUGAAGAUAUUAAAAUUAUUAUAUUAUCUUAUAAGGAUAUGAUAAUUAAUUUUUUAAAAAAUGAUUUAAAUGAAAAUAUAAAAUUAGAAGCUUUAAAUAUGAUACAAGAAUUAUGUUAUAUUUUAAGAAAUGACAAAGAUAUAUAUAAUACCUUUUCUAAUAUAAUAUGUGAUAUAUUAGAUAAAUAUGGAAAGAAUAAUGAUAAAUUUCUAUACUAUAUAUUAUUAUUUUAUAUACAUAAUGUUAAUAUAAUUGAAGUGAAUGAGAAAUUUUUGACUUUAAUAAAAAAUGUUUUUAAUUUAUGUGUAACCAAACAAAUAUUAAAACAUUUAUAUGGUAUGAAUAUGUUAUUAUUUUUAUUAUUAAAAGAUAGAAAUGCGAAUGAUAAAAAUUUAAAGAACAUAGACACAUAUAUGAAUGAUGUUAUGGAUAGAAGUGUAUAUAAUAAUUCUGGUGAAGGUGGGGAGGUUUUUUAUAUGUAUAGUAUGAAGGAGAUAAGGAAAAUACCUUUGAAUAAAUUUUUUUAUUAUGUAUAUUCUUUUGUGUUAUUAUCGUUUUUUAAGAGUAAGGAAAUAACCAAAAUAUUGUCAGAUUAUAUAAAUAAUUUGAAUGAGAACAUUUUGUCCUUUUUAUGUUUUGAUAAAAUGAUAGAUGGGAAUUUGCAUGAUGAGCUUUUAUUAGGUGAGGGUUCAAAAAAUAUGAUAAAUAAAAAAAUGAGUGUACCAACGAAUACAUCGAAGAAUACAAUUACAAAAGAGAAAUCAAAACAAACAAACAAUAACAACAACAACAAUAAUAAGAACAAGAACAAUACGAAUAAUAUAUUUAGUGAUAAGAAUCACCUUAUGGAUAAAUUGAAUAACAUUGUAUUUAUUCUUUUGUUAUCCUUGUUACAUUAUAUGGAAGAGAAAAAUAAAAAAUUUGAAUUAAAGAAGAAAAAGAGAAAAACUCUAGGCACGCAUUUUAUAAGUCUAAAAAUGAAUGAUGUGCUAAUAAAGCAAACAGAAGACGAUCAGAAUAAUAUUAAUAAUAUAUACCAAUUUAAUUAUAAUAAAGAAUAUGAAUAUUAUGUAGAAAAAUUUGAGGAAUUAUUACAUAAUUUAUUAUUAGAAAAGAAUAUAUAUCAAUUAUUGUUAUAUACCUUUUAUAAAUAUUUAUAUAUAUAUUGGGUAGAAGAAACGUAUAAUUAUAGAAAUCCUUAUAUUUUAAAAAGAUUUCUUUUAUACUUAUAUGAAUAUUUAUUAAAAAUAUCUAUGACAGUAUGUGAAAAACAAAAUUGUUAUACAUUAAUAUUGUUAUGUUGUUGUCAUCCUCUUUUAUUUUAUAAAAAUAUAAAUAAUUAUAAGAGUCAAAAGAAAUUUAAAAAUAAGUUAUUACGUACAUUGAUAAUACCAAAUAUACAUUUGGAUAAUGUAAUACAAUUUUUAUUAAAUGGAAUAAAUUAUUAUUCAAAUGAUUUACAUAAAUUAUUAUGUUAUAAUCUUAUAGAUAUGUUGUAUUUAUGGAAUCAUGCAAGUGGAGAUAAUAAUAAUUAUAAUAAUAAUAAUAAUAAUAAUGAUGAUGAUGAUGAUGAUGAUGAUGAUAACUAUUUGGAUAAGAAAGAAAUUAUAUAUAGCUUAGAUGAAAGGAAAAAAAAAUUACAAGAAAUGAUAAAUAAAUUUAUAGAUAUGUUGGAUGAUAAAGGAGUGCAAUCUAUUAAAGAUGAUGAUAUCGAAAUAUGUAAAGUUCCUUGGGAUGUAUUAUAUGUAGAUCGAAAUAUAUAUCAACCAACCAUUAUUGUAGAAAGUAAAAAUAUAAAAAGAGAUAAAUUUUUAGUGUCAACAUAUGGUGAAGAGACAGCGGAUUUAAUUAUGGAAGAAGAGUUAAAUAAAAAAAAGAAGGCAAAUACAAAUAAGGGUGUAAAUAUAAAUACAAGUAAAAGUUUAGGUGUGAAUAAAAAUGUUGGGAAUAAUAACAAUUUAUUAAAUAAAUCAUUAAAGGAUAAUAAAAGUAAUAAGAACAGGGGAUUAACAAAAGAUGAAUUACAAAUUGAAGAAAUUAAAAAUCAAAAUGAAAUAAGAAAAAAUGUUUUUGAAAUAAUUGAGAAAAAUAAAUAUAUUUUAAAUUGUUUACAAAAGUUGAGUUCUAUAGAUGAUAUUUAUGAUACUAAAUAUAUGAAUUUAUUUAUAAAAAAAAUUAUGAUAUUAUUAAAAAAUGAUCUAACUACACGAUAUACCCAAGCAUAUGUAAAUAUUAUAAUAGAUAAUUUAAUAAGUACUAACAUGUUAAAAUGUAAAAAGAAUAUUACAAGAUGUUUAUAUAAAAUAAGUAAAUAUAAUAAAGCUGAUGAAUCAGCAUUAUUAAUAUUUCGUUCUUUUAAUAUGAAUGAAAGAAUAUCUUAUAUGUUAACAUUAUUUCUUUUCCCAAUUAUAUUUCAUAGUAUUAAUAUGAUAAAUGAUAAACAGAUAAUUUUAAAUAUCUUAAAAACAUUAGAUAUUUUAUUAAAAACCAAAACAGAAAUUAAUGAUGUUGAUGCAUUAAAGUGUCUACAAAUUAGUUAUUCAAAAUUUGAUGAUAUAGAUGUUGAACUAGAAUCAUUUUUGAAUAACUUUAAUUCAUAUUUAUUGAAUAAUAAAAAUAUUAUAACUUUACUAGAAUUUUGUAUUACUCAAAAUAAGGUUAGACGUAUGAUAAUUUUAAAAUCAUUAUAUAAUUAUGUGACACAUAAUCUUGAUAUUGAUGAUACUCAUACUAAUUAUGGAAAUUCUGUGAGCUUUAAAGGACUAGAUGUUUUUAGAAAUGAUGAGCGUAUAUGUAUGUAUUUACAUAUAUAUAAAAAUGAUAAUGAAUCCGAUACGCAAAAUUAUUGUAAUGUUAUGAUAUCUAAAUUAGGAUGGGAAAAUACACCUAUUGAACAAUAUAAAUUGAUUGACAUGUUACAAAAAGAAUGUUUAGAUUUACAGAAUAUGAUAUGUGAAACAUUGGUUGAAUCAACCGAUCGAAAUAAAAUUAAAGAUCUCUUUUUACAAUUAACUUCUAAAUACAUUACAUUUAAGGAAUAUGGUAAAAUCGGUGUAUUAAAAACCAUAGAGAAUUUGGCCAAACAAUAUUAUAUUAUUUGUAUAGACGAUGUAGAGUUUAUUUUAAAUUUUUUGUUAGGUUUAUGUUUGGAAGAUAAAAAUGAUAUAAGCAAAAUUAAGGAGUAUGUUAUUAUGUGUGGUACAUGCUUAAUUAAUUCGUAUAAUGAAUAUUUAGUAAAAUAUAAGAAUAAAAAUAAGCAUAAUAAUGAACAUGUGAUAUAUACCAAAAAAAAUAAUAAAAAGAACAGUAUGAAUGAACCUUAUUUUGAUAGUGAUGAUGAUUCCUGUUAUGAGGAUAGUUAUGAAUCUGAUAGAAUAUGUAAUAAGGGUCAAAAAAAUAAAAAUAUAAAUAAGAAGAAAAUAGGACAAAAACAAAUUAAUAAAGAAUUAGAAGAAUCAUUUAAACGCAUAUAUAAUGUAUUAAAUAAAUAUCAAGAUAAUAAAAAAAGUAAGAAUAAAAAUGUGCUUGAUUUGAUAAUUGUUAUAUUUUAUGGGUGUUUAGGUUCCAAUUUAAAAAAAGAAUCUCUAGAAUUAUUAAAUAAAUUAAUUGAACAGAUGUUGCAUAAGGAUACAGAUAAUUUUACACAAAUAGAAAUUAGUAGUAUAAUUCCAAAAUUUAUAGAUAAUUUAAAAAAUGGAAAUGAUACAUGUAGUGAUGAAAUGAAUGGUGAUGAUAUAAUAAAUGGAGAUGAAACAGUAAAUGGUAAUGAAACAAUAAAUGGUAAUGUCAAAAAUAAUAAUGUGAAGAGUGGUAAUAAUAAUAAUAAUACAUCACAAAUGAUAAAACAAUUAAAUAAAUUAAAAGGUAAUAAAAAUAAUUUAGAGAAGACAAAUGGAAAUAUCAACAUGAUGUCCUUAACAAAUAGUAAUAAAAAAAUGAAUGAAAAAGGAACGAGUAAAGGGGGGUUAACCAAUAGAAAUAAUAACAAGAAUAAACAAAAUAUAGAUAAUUGUCUUAUUUAUUUAGAUGAAUAUGAUGUAGAUAUCUUUUUAGAGAAAAUAUUUAAUUUGAUAUUUAGUACAAAUAAAGAAUUAAGAAUAAGAAAAGGUUGCUGUUUAUUAUUAGGAAGUGUAAUAAAAGCUCAUGGUAUGGAUUUUUUUAGAAGAUAUAAUAUAUUAGAAAAAAUUAAUGAUAAUAUUCAUUCAGAAGAUAUUAAUAAAAGACAAAGUUUUUAUUUGUCAUAUGGUUGCUUAUUUAAAGUCUUAAAAUAUAGAUUUGAACCUUAUAUUAUGAAAAAUUUUAAUUUAUUAUUAGAAUGUUAUAAUGAUAGUGUAAAUAAUAUAAAAGUAUUAGGAAUUAAUGUUAUUGAAGACAUAUUAAAUGACAUUGGUCCGUAUGGUAUGAAGAAAAUGUUACCAAUGAUUUUAUUAAAUUUGAAAACAUCUAGUAUAAAGAGUAAAAAUAUAAUAUCUUAUUUAGAUACAUUAUAUUUGAUUAUAUGUAAAUAUGAUAUAUUAAAGUUUGUUGAUAAUAUGACUUUAGUAAAUUUAGUAAAUUUAUUAUGUGAUUUAGUAUCAGAAACAAAUAUUAAGGUUAAAGAAAUAUGUAUUAAAAUAUUUAAUAAAUUAGAAAAAUAUAUAACAAAUGAAGAAUUAAAAAAUAUUAGUAGACAAAUAUUAUUAUGUAUAUAUUCACCUAAUGAUAAUCAUUUAAAUGAUUUUUUAGAUAUAUUUUUAUCUAUACAUUUUAAAUAUAAAAUUGAUAACAUUGGUUUAUGUUUAUUAUUCCCUAUAUUUAAAAAAGGAAUAAAUAAUAUUAGAUUAGAAAUAAAAAAAAAGUCUUUACAAAUAUUUUAUUUCUUAAUAUAUUUAGUACAUGAUCAUUCCUUAUUUAUUAUAUAUUUUAAUAGUCUGUUCUCUAUUCUGAUAUUAUUAUUAAAUGAUGCCAUACCAGAAAUUAGAUACCUGACGGCAAGGUCCAUUGGAAAUAUUAGUCAAUUUUUAGAUAUGAAUCAAAAAUUAUUUUAUAUCCAACAUAUUUUCCAUAUAUUAAUAAGUACUUCAUCUUCUGUAGAAAAGAGUGGAGUGGCUUUAUGCUUGUCUUCUAUAUUAUCCAAGUCUCCUGAAAAAGUGGCUGAUAAUUUUAUAUCCAAAAUAAUACACAUGAUAGAUGUAAAGAAAUAUAUGCAGAUGAAAUUAAAACGGGGAAAUGUGUGUGUUGGUAAGGAUAAAGUUGAUGUUAGUAGGAAGAAGGAGGUGGGUGUAAAGAAAAGUAAGUUGAAAAGGAUGAAAUAUAAUAAGGGGCAUGUAAGAAAUGGUGGUGUUGACAAGGGGGAGUAUUAUGAUGAUGAUGAUGAUGAUGAUAAUGAGAAAGAAGAUUAUGAUGAUGAUGAUAUUGAGAAGGAAGACGGUGAUGAUAAUGAAGAUGGUGUUGACAGAGAAGAUUAUUAUGAUGAUAAUGAUAGUGUGGAAAAGGAGGAUUAUUAUUAUGAUGAUGGUGAUGAUUAUGAGGAGGAUGAGGAUGAGGAUGAGGAAGAGGAUGAUCAUGAAAAUAAUUAUAAUGAUGAUACAUUUGAAAUAGAAGAUCAAGAUGAUUACGAUUUUGAAGGGGAUGAUGAUGAAUAUGAUAAUGAAUAUAACGCUCGAGGAAAUAGAAAAUAUAAAAAUAGAGAAUAUAGAUCAAAUGGAGUAAAUGAUGAUAGUGAUGAUCAAGGAGUAGAAUAUGAUGAAGAGGAGGAAGAGGAAGAUGAGAAUGAUAAUGAAGAAGAGGAUGAUGAAGAAGAUCUGUUUGAAAUGUAUUCUGAUGAAGAAAGUGAUUGUGAUUAUUAUGAGAUUAUAAAUAAUAAAGAUAAUGAUAAAAGAUUAUAUUAUUUGAAUGGACAUUAUUUAAUGGAUAAGAAUGAAAAGAAUGAAUAUAUUAUAAAGGUUGAUGAGAAUUUAUGUAAUUGGAAAUUAAUAUAUGAUAAGAACAUGAUAAGUAGUGCAAGUAGUAAAGAAGGUUUAAUAGGAUUCUUUAUUUAUAUGCCCGAAUGUGAAGAAAGAUAUACAGAAAAGUUUUUAAAAAAAAUACUUCAGAAAUUAAUAUUAUGUUUAAAUGAUACAAAUGAAAAUGUAAGAGAUAUAACACUAAGAGCAUGUAAAAUAUUAAUAAGUAUUUAUUCAAAAAAUAAUACUUCUUUAAUAUUAAAAUAUAUUGAAAAUAAAAUUUAUAAUAAUUAUUGGAGAAUUAGAAAAGAUUGUGUUAUUUUAUUAAAUGUUUUAAUAGAAAAGAAUUUACAAAUUAAUAAAGAAGAACGUGAUUUUGAAUUAUUAAAUACUUUACAUGAAAGAUUUUAUUUUAUGUUAUCUAUAAUAUGUAUAAUGAAGAAUGAUAAAAAUAUUAAUGUAAGACAAACAGCAUAUACUAUAUAUAAAAAUUUUGUGAAUAAAAAAUUAUUACAAGAUAUGUGUUCAAUUUUAUUAAAAAAAAUAACACAAAAUUUAUCUUCAAAAAAUAAUUUUAAACAAUUAAUUAGUGCAUUGUCCUUAGGAGAUUUAGUAUAUAAAACAGAUGCACGUCAAUUAGAAUCUAUUUUAGAACACAUGGUAAAUGAAUUUAAAACAACAAAAUUUAUAUCAAUUAAAAAAGGAAUAUCAUUAGGAUUUUAUGAAAUAUUUUCCAAAAAUAAAUAUGAUAAUUUAAUUAUAAAUCAUAUACAUAAUAUAAUACAUAUGAUAAAAGAAUUAGCAUGUCAUCAAAAUACAUCUGAUAAAAUUAAAUUAUUAUCAUCAUUAUUAAAAAAUAUUGAUUCAUCAGUAUUGAAAAAUAUUAUAAAUGAAAUAUUUGAUAAUGUACUUGAAACACCAACGACAAGUAUGAAAUAUUUUACUUCGAAACAUCAUGUUCAUUUUAAAAGUAUUAAAAUAUUCUUACAUGUACAUACUGAACUAGUUUUAGAUUUUAUAAUACAUCAUGUUUUUAAACCUCCUUAUGAUGCAUGCAAACUAAAAUUGAUAUCCUAUAUUUCUUAUGCUAAAACGGCUGUUAGUAAAACCAUAUUUCCAAAAAUUAUUAGGAUAUUUAUUAAUUUAAUUUUACACAAUCUAAACAGAUUGAAGGAAAUACAUGAAAUUGAUAUUAAAAAUUAUGCUUUCAUUCUGUCGUCCUUUAAGGAAGAAAAUAAGGAACAAUGUAAAGAUGGACAUGUAAAAGAAAAUAUAGAGGAAAAUAUAAAGGAAAAUAUAAAGGAAAACACAAAUGAAAAUAAAAACGAAUGUACAUAUAACAAUGAUAAUAUUAAUGAUUAUAAAAUAAAUAAUUCUUUAAUAUUUAAUGAGAAAGAAAAAUGUAAAAACAAUAACAUUACAACAAAAAAUUCAUUCUAUAAUAAUAUCGAGCAUUCUAAUGUAACACAGAAUAGGAGUGAACCAUUCUAUGAAAUAGAUAUGGAUAUGAAAGAUAUAACAAAAUGUUUAAAAGAUUUUCUAAGAAAUAUAAAUGAAAGAAAUAUAGAUGUAUUUAUUGAGUCCUUAUUAUCAGAACUGAAAUUAUAUUCUAGUAAAAGUGAUUUAUCAUAUAAUAGUUUAUGCAGAACAUAUGAAUCCUUAAAAUUAGAAGAUGAUAAAAAAAAAACACAAGAAUCUGCAGAUAAAUUAAAAAGAUAUUUUAUUAUUCAUGAUAAAAAUAACUUAAGUGAGUUAUCAUAUUUGGAAUAUAAAGAAGAGAAUGGAAAAAUACGGGAGAUCAUUUUAUCUAUUUUAAAAUAUUUAUUAGAUAUAAUAAAUAAUGAAGAUAUUUCUGUAUUAGUAUCAAAUGAAAAUUUGACGUCUACACAAGAUAGCAUUAAUAAUAUAGAUAAACAAAAAAAUAUAAUAAAAAAUAUAAAUAAAAAAAAGAAUAUAUAUGUAUAUAAAAAAAUGUAUUUAUUAAAUAUCCAAAGAAUUGAAAUGUAUAUAAAUGCUUUAUCAAAUUAUACUUUUGUAGAUAUUAAUAGAAAUGUCCUUGAAAUAUCAUCUAUAAUAUAUAUAUAUCUAAUAGAAUUAAUUAAAAAACUAGAAGAUAAUUAUAGUUAUGCUAUUAUAUUCCAUGAUAUUAUAAAUAAAUAUUGUACUGAUAAUAAUCUUAAUGACAUAACACAUGAUAAAUAUGAAAUUGUAGGAUUGAAUUUAUGUAAACCAUUAUUUUCAUCUUUAAUGAAUAUGUUCACCAAUGUAAUAUUAUUAUCUAAUAAUACAGAUGUUAAAAUCAAAGCAAUAGAUAUUAUAAGAAAAUUAUUUAUAUAUACAAAUAUUAAUAUUUCUAGACCAUUUAUGUUAAAGAUAUCAGGUAUUCUUAUACGUAUCUUAACUAAUAAAUUUAUUGAACAAGCCAAAUUUUAUAUAUUUUCAACUUUUGAAGUAAUAAUUAAAAAAGCAAGUGAUUAUGUGAAACCACUGAUACCACAAUUACAAACAUGUAUUAUAAAAUCAUUAAAUAAUGAAAAUUUAAAAAAUCAAAUUAUUCAUAUUUUAAAUAUUAUAUCUGAGAAAAAAUUAUCUAGAGUUGAUUUACUAAUAAAUGAUUUAUUAAAUAAUAUUAAUGUACAAAUAAAUUUACAAAUAUCUAUCACUAUAUUAAUGAUAUUAUCAAAUAUAUUAAAUAAUGGGGAUAUCAAUAUAAAAAAUAUUUUAAUUAAAAUUAUAAAUUGUGUAAAACCAUUAUUUAAUCACACAAAUAAAGAUGUAUCCUUUUAUUCUACAAAAAUAUAUAUACUAUUAAUAUUUUUACAUAUACCAAAAAAGAAAGAAUAUCUUGAACCUAUUGUAUCCUUCAAAAAUAUUUUAGAUACCACUUCAUAUUACUUUCUAUUGCAUAUUAGUGAGAUUAAUAACGUUUAUGAUAUUUUAAAGAAAGAAAAUUUUAUAGAUACGUUUAAGGAGAUAUAUUUACAUAUGAUAAAAGAGGAAGUGAAUAGUUUACAAAAUAUAUGUUAUCAAAUUUUUUAUAAUUUAACAAAAUAUAAUUAUGAUAAUAAUGAUUGUUACUUAUUUCUAUAUAGUAUGAUUAAUCUCUUGAAAUUACCUACAUUUAUAAUGAUAUCUAUUGAAAUACACAGAUAUUAUUUUAAGGCAGUAAAAAAUAUUUUUAAGAAAAGGAAUGAUAUUUACAAAGAAAAUGUUAAGAAUUUUAUGAUUAUAAUGGAUAAUAUAUUGUUAGCAUUGUUUAAUAAUAUACCCGCCUUUAAAUUACUGGGAGAAAGCUGUACAAAGUGUGUUUUAGAAAUGAAUGAUGAAAAUCAGUACAAGAAUAAAUUGGAGUUUUUAAAAGAAAAUAUGGAAAGUAAAAAGUUUAAUCAAUUACUAGAAUAUAUAAAUCGUGUUUUGAUUAAGAAGAGUAAUGUUAUAUCAGAUUCUGAUUAA
This is a messenger RNA of Plasmodium reichenowi, 10659 nucleotides long. RefSeq lists its product as hypothetical. Gene Ontology annotation, biological process: regulation of translation; cellular response to amino acid starvation. Gene Ontology annotation, molecular function: protein kinase regulator activity. The transcript is spliced from 2 exons. Lineage: Eukaryota; Apicomplexa; Aconoidasida; Haemosporida; Plasmodiidae. The record is from RefSeq and is a predicted model, not a curated record. Gene Ontology annotation, cellular component: cytosol. Bases 1 to 10659 code for a protein of 3552 amino acids.